GUGCUAUUUAUAUCUAGUAUUCUUAAAACAGCUGUACUUCAUGUAUGUACGUAUGAAAAUCGAGUGCUUUUAAUUGUCGUCUUACAACGACGUCAGACUGCUUCCUAUUGCGUAAGACACUUUUUUUAGCUUUCAUUGGGCCUAAGUUUUUAUUGCUGUUUUGUAAUUGGUUGAAAUUUUGGAGAACCACUCUAAAAUUUUAAUAAGCCGACGUGGUAACAUAACGAGAGCACAACAUGAUGACUGUGAUAACACUAUUCAUCACUGAAUACUGAUACGAGUGUUUUUAAAUACGUUUAUAUACUGAUAAUUCACCAUUCGUAUUGAGAAGUUACGAUUUAUUUCAGUAUGUAUAAAACGUUGCUUUUCUGUUUAAUAAGUGUAAAAUAUGGGCUAAGCGCCAACAUUUUAUACGUUUCACCUAUAUCUUCACAUAGUCAUCAUAUAUGGAAUCGAGCUUUAGCAUUCGGACUAGUCAACAAGGGCCACCAUGUAACAUUAUUUGGACCUGACAAAGAUAAAGUACAACCAAAGAAUUAUUCUCAUAUUUAUAUUGAAGGUCUUUACAAGGAGCUGGACGAUAGUUUCGAUGUGAAUGAAAUGGCAGCGUAUAGUCCAACAAGAAUGUUGAUUCAGUUCGAAGACUGGUGCACUUAUUCCUGCGACAUAGUCUUAAAAUCAAAAGGAUUAAAAAUAUUGCUAAGCUAUCCUCCCGAUUCUUUCGAUCUUAUUAUAUUUGAUGUAACAAUGGGCUCUUGUUUAUAUCCUUUAAUCCACAAGUUUAACUACCCUCCAAGUAUUGCUGCCACAGCGUUUCCGUUACCUACAUACGUUGCACAUACUUUUGGUAACCAAUUACAGCCAUCAUAUAUUCCCUGGUAUGGGCUUCCUUACACAACCGAUAUGAGUUUCACGGAAAGAGUUUGGAACUUUUUGUUCACUUACGCCGACGUGAUUAAAAGACAUGUAAGUUUAUACAAAAAAGAACAUAAUUUAGCCAAAGCGGUUUUUGGAGAAAAUAUCCCACCAAUGGAUGAAUUAGAACGCCAUAUUUCUUUAGUUUUGACUAAUACUGACCCAAUUUUGAAUUACCCUCAACCAAUUGCACCAAAUUUUAUACCGGUUGGUGGACUUCACACACGAAGAUCUGAAAAUCUACCUCAAGAUAUACAAACGAUAUUGGAUAAUGCCAAACAUGGAGUUGUAGUUUUUUCGUUGGGUACCAAUGUACGUUCUGAUAAAUUAGAUAAACGGACACAGAAGGCAUUGUUGGAAGCUUUUAGUAAAAUCCAGCAAACUGUUAUCUGGAAAUUCGAAAGUGAAAUUGACAAUUUACCAAAAAAUGUAAUUGUGAGAAAGUGGUUGCCUCAGAAUGACGUUAUAGGACACCCCAACGUAAAAUUAUUUAUUGGACAUGGUGGUGCUCUAAGCACACAAGAAGCAAUUUACCACGGUGUCCCUAUGAUUUGUAUUCCUUUCGUCGUGGAUCAACGUAUCAAUUCAAAAUUAAUUGUUAAAAAAAAGUUAGGUGUUGAUCUUGAUUUCAAGCAAAUAACUGCCGGUUAUGUGCUUCAAAAAAUUAGAGAAGUUUUAGAUAAUCCAAUGUAUUCAGAAAAUAUGAAAAAGUCUUCGAAUACAUUUAAAGACAGGCUAGAGACUCCACUAGAAAGGGGCAUCUUUUGGGUCGAAUAUGUACUCCGACAUGGAGGUGCAGAAUUUUUGUCAACUCCUGCUAGAGAUUUUUCAUAUUUUAAAGCAUCUAGUUUGGAUGUUAUCACAUUUCUCUUUGUCAUAACUUUUGUCACAACAAUUAUUUUCUAUAGAAUUGUGACUUUUAUUGUGAAAACUUGUGCGAAAAAGAAAAAAGCCAAAGUAGAGUAAGUUUAAAUAAAUAAGAUAAAAUUCAAACCUGUAAUAAUGAGCAAUAAAAACUUACAAUAUUUUCUA
Tribolium madens (black flour beetle) is the source of this 1947-nucleotide messenger RNA. Its product is annotated as UDP-glycosyltransferase UGT5-like. The record is from RefSeq and is a predicted model, not a curated record. Bases 349 to 1881 code for a protein of 510 amino acids. Gene Ontology annotation, molecular function: UDP-glycosyltransferase activity. NCBI's taxonomy places the organism in Eukaryota, Metazoa, Arthropoda, Insecta, Coleoptera, Tenebrionidae. The transcript has 5 exons.